This is a messenger RNA of Closterium sp. Naga37s-1, 2433 nucleotides long. The record is from the annotation of a GenBank genome assembly. Lineage: Eukaryota; Viridiplantae; Streptophyta; Zygnematophyceae; Desmidiales; Closteriaceae.
AUGGCCGAGGAAAAAUCUCCGCUCAACCAUCCUCCUCACCCACUUUCGGCGCCAGGUUUCCCCGCUUCGCCCAACCUACCCGCCGCAUUUCCCGCGUCAUCCGAUCUUCCCGCGUUCCCCGCUGGAUCCAGCCUAUCUUACGGUCGCAGCGACUCUCCUCUCCCCGCGUGCCUCGCGCCGCGAUUCACGCAGACCAAAUCUCGCGACGACGUUGCCGCUGAUUGCACCAUGCCUCACGCGUUCAAGCAGUCGCUCGACGACCUCUGCUGCCUGAAUCUAAUUGGCUCCCGGAACGCCACGCUCGAGGCGCCUCGGAGCACCAACCGAGCCGCGCAAAGUCAAAUCUUUGACGACUUUUCCUGCUUAGGGUUAGGGCUCGAGGACGAAUCCGACGGCCUGUUCCGAUCUGCGCCGCAAAGCCGCGCAAUUUCCCCCCCGCCCGCCUUUCUCCCUCCGCUAGCCGUUUCCCCGCCGCUGGGCCCAGAGCGCGCGGCUCCAGAAAGCGCGCCCGGCGCGCAAGUCUCCGCGUUCAGCGCCGCGCUUGCCGCCGCUACAAGCGCCACCGCCAAAAGCUCGUCCGCAGCCUUCGCGGCAGAUCAACCCCCCCAACUCCCGCGCUCCCCCUUCUCGCCUUCCCCCGCCAAUGCCCCCGCCGUUCCGCUCCCCCCUUCCCUCUCCGCCUCUGCCCGCCCGUCGCACCCGCUUUCCCGCGACUCCGGGCGCGCGUUUGAGAGGCGGCACAUUCUGGGGGUGAGGGAGGAGCCUAGGCUUAGGGAGCAGGACUUCGGAAACUUCCAAGUCCAGGAGCGCAUGCGGCAGAUCAAGGACAUGAGGCAGCGGUUUGGGCGUUUCUUCUACCGAUUCCCUGAGGGGGAGUCGUCUGCUGAUCUUGUGGGGGGACAUAGACUGGUGCCGAUUGCACCCUCCUCCUCCCCCUCCUUGUGCCAAAUGCGUGAAUUCACACACAUGGAGGUGUGGGGCUGGCAGUUCAAGUCACAUCUUGGCGCUCAACAUAGUGAUGGUGACGCACGGGCUGACCACACGUGUGUUCCUCAUGCGCUGGUUGCGCUGCUGGACGCAUUGCCCCUCCCUCCCCCCUCCUACUCCUCAUGCGCUGGUUGCGCUGGUGAGCUGGACGCAUUGCCCCUCCCUCCCCCCUCCUACUCCUCAUGCGCUGGUUGCGCUGGUGAGCUGGACGCAUUGCCCCUCCCUCCCCCCUCCUACUCCUCAUGCGCUGGUUGCGCUGGUGAGCUGGACGCAUUGCCCCUCCCUCCCCCCUCCUACUCCUCAUGCGCUGGUUGCGCUGGUGAGCUGGACGCAUUGCCCCUCCCUCCCCCCUCCUACUCCUCAUGCGCUGGUUGCGCUGGUGAGCUGGACGCAUUGCCCCUCCCUCCCCCCUCCUACUCCUCAUGCGCUGGUUGCGCUGGUGAGCUGGACGCAUUGCCCCUCCCUCCCCCCUCCUACUCCUCAUGCGCUGGUUGCGCUGGUGAGCUGGACGCAUUGCCCCUCCCUCCCCCCUCCUACUCCUCAUGCGCUGGUUGCGCUGGUGAGCUGGACGCAUUGCCCCUCCCUCCCCCCUCCUACUCCUCAUGCGCUGGUUGCGCUGGUGAGCUGGACGCAUUGCCCCUCCCUCCCCCCUCCUACUCCUCAUGCGCUGGUUGCGCUGGUGAGCUGGACGCAUUGCCCCUCCCUCCCCCCUCCUACUCCUCAUGCGCUGGUUGCGCUGGUGAGCUGGACGCAUUGCCCCUCCCUCCCCCCUCCUACUCCUCAUGCGCUGGUUGCGCUGGUGAGCUGGACGCAUUGCCCCUCCCUCCCCCCUCCUACUCCUCAUGCGCUGGUUGCGCUGGUGAGCUGGACGCAUUGCCCCUCCCUCCCCCCUCCUACUCCUCAUGCGCUGGUUGCGCUGGUGAGCUGGACGCAUUGCCCCUCCCUCCCCCCUCCUACUCCUCAUGCGCUGGUUGCGCUGGUGAGCUGGACGCAUUGCCCCUCCCUCCCCCCUCCUACUCCUCAUGCGCUGGUUGCGCUGGUGAGCUGGACGCAUUGCCCCUCCCUCCCCCCUCCUACUCCUCAUGCGCUGGUUGCGCUGGUGAGCUGGACGCAUUGCCCCUCCCUCCCCCCUCCUACUCCUCAUGCGCUGGUUGCGCUGGUGAGCUGGACGCAUUGCCCCUCCCUCCCCCCUCCUACUCCUCAUGCGCUGGUUGCGCUGGUGAGCUGGACGCAUUGCCACUCCCUCCCCCCUCCUACUCCUCAUGCGCUGGUUGCGCUGGUGAGCUGGACGCAUUGCCACUCCCUCCCCCCUCCUACUCCUCAUGCGCUGGUUGCGCUGGUGAGCUGGACGCAUUGAACCGGGGCAACUGCGAGAUACGAGUGAUGGAGAUGAGGCAGGGAGGGAAGUACAGCCUGGCUGUGAGUACGAGUACAGCCUGGCUGUGA